Molecule: messenger RNA, 1251 nt
Organism: Corticium candelabrum
Lineage: Eukaryota; Metazoa; Porifera; Homoscleromorpha; Homosclerophorida; Plakinidae
Exons: 2
Coding region: 98-1075 (325 amino acids)
Cellular component (GO): lysosome
Molecular function (GO): cysteine-type endopeptidase activity
Source: RefSeq, a predicted model, not a curated record
UCCUCUAACUGAUUCGUGUUUCUUGUCGUCGCAAGAAAAUAUAACCUGUUCUCAUCGUAAUCAUGUAGGCGUUAUAUGCUUUCCUCAUGAUAGAAAUAUGCAGCAGUUUGUUGAUUUUACCGAAGAGUAUAACAAAGUUUACGAGUCUGGAAAAGAGAGAAAUCUCAGAGCAGCAAUAUUUCAUUCCAACUUGGAAAAGAUAAGAAAUCUAAAUAAAGCAGACAGAUUUUCUCCUUUUGGAAUUAACAAGUUUGCUGAUAUGUCAGACGACGAGUUUGAAUCAAUUUUUUUAAUGUCUGACGAUAGACACAAUGUUAAUAAUAGCUCAACACUAGAAACAGAUAAUGUAGACAAACGUUCCAUUGCGGACCACGUGGAUUGGACUGGUCCAAUUCCUAAAUGUUUCGAUUGGAGAGAUCGGCAUCCACCUGUCGUUACCAAAGUCAAAAAUCAAGGUAGCUGUGGUUCAUGUUGGGCAUUUGCUGCAGUUGCUCAGAUGGAAAGUGUAUGGGCCAUACAAGGGCAUCAUCCACUAGUCGAACUGUCUACUCAGCAAGUAGUAUCAUGCAGCAACGGCGAUUGUAAUGGUGGCUUCCAUAAUAUUGCAAUAGAAUACGUUUUACGAGCUGGUGGUUUAGCAAAGGAAAGUGAUUAUAAAUACGAAUCAGGAUCAGACGACGUUACAAGGAGCUGCUGUUUUUAUCCCAGCACAAUUCACGCUCGUUUUUCAGGUUUGGUUAAAAUUGGAAAAUCGAGUGCCACUGCAGAAGAUGAAUACGACAUGAUGAUGUAUCUGUACAGGCACGGCCCAAUAGCCGUCGAUUUCAACUCACAAAAUCUGAGGUUCUAUCGUGAUUCACCCAAAAUAUUAAGUUUUUGUGGAGGCAAUCAUAGGACGACUACUCAUGUUGUUGUACUCACUGGGUUUGGAGUCAGCGAUAGCGGCACACCAUUUUGGAUUGCAAGAAAUUCUUGGGGAGACAGCUGGGGCGAUGGCGGUUACUUCCUUAUCGAACGUAACGUCAACAUGUGUGGAAUCGCUGAAAGAGCGUAUGCAGCUUACAUUACACCGUAAUUGACAACGUGUAAUUGUUCGAGACACUAUAAAUGUGCUUGCGUAGCCAUAAGAGCUACUUAACGUUUUCUUUCUCUUUUCUGAUUUUGUCGCAUCUAUAUACUGAUAUUGUCAGUUUGAAUGAGUUUAGUCUAACAAAUAACGGAAGGCUAACGUCUUUGCUUUGCAACUUUAAA